CUGCGGAGGCAAGCUGGAAGGCGUCUUCACUCGGGACAGCAAGAUCAGUAUCCUUGCUUCUGACUAUCCAAAUGUGGAAGAAGCUGAAAGGUGGUACGAGCACCGCCUUGCUUCCGCCGAGGCAGGAUUGCCGGAAAACUGUCCAAAGCCGCUCCUAUCACUCACAGUCACGGACUACGAUCACGUUCCUUACUCAAGCUUGAGGGAGGUUCUGGCAUGGCCGCAGGUGACAUACAAGUUUCGGUGCCUGGUGCGCGUGCGAUCGGCAAAUCCUCCCAGAGCAGUCGACUUCUGCCGCUGCGUAAACGGGCAGUAUGUGUACCAGCUGCAGCUCACUCUGGAGGAUCCCACAGCGCAGAUCCACGCCUACUUGUUCGCCGAGGACGGGGAGAGGUUCUUCAAUGGCUAUCCCGCGGCUCGCAGGGAGGCCGAGGACGCUUGCCUGGGCGCUCUCGAGAGGAGCUUCAGCAGGCUGCUGUGCGCGAGCGAUGGCCUGGAUACUACGCCACCAUACGUCUCGUGCUGCAUCAAGUCCUACUAUGUGGACAAGGAGCAGCCAUGGACGAGCCGGCGCUUCCGGAUCUUUGGAACACGCUUCCCAGGAUAGAGGAUAGCCGAGACGAGACGAGACGAGACGAUCCUCGCGAUCCUAGAGACAAGAGAGAAAGAAAGAGGAGAGAGACCAUCGUGUGAGUAGAUAUCAAAACCACAAACUUUAAUUCUUUUGUGUCGUGGCAAAUGCCAAAUGGCGCUCUCCGGCCAUGGCAAUCGCUCCUGGCGCUCGCGAUUUCUUCCACUCCCUGGCCACCAGGAUAGGAUUCUCCGCCCGAAAGUUGCUAGUCUCAAGCGCCAGGAUCCCAUUCCGCUCGCUGAAACGAGCGUUGAGCUGGAGGAAACGAGGCGCGCUUUCGAUCUCCAGGAUUACGAGGGCGAUGGCAGCCAGGGGUAUGUCACCAGGAUCCCAGUGACCAGGCAGAAGUACAUCCAGGUUUCGAAGCUCGAUUUGGUGACAAGCCUCUCGCAAGGGCUGCGUUCUUCCGCCGGCAACGACGAGGAGGAGAGAUCCCAGUUUCUCACCAUUUGCUCCUGCCUAGAGUCUAUCCUCCAUGCCGAGCACAAAUCCCUGCUCGAGGAGCUUCGCGUGGAUAGUUUUGCGUCCAUUUCCCAGCAAGACCACAAGAGCACGCUCAACAUCAAGGAGAAUGGGAGGGCAGCAGCGCCUUCCAGCAGGACGUCUCGCUUCCAGCAGAAUAUCAUGCUCGUUCUCCGGAGAGCGCAGUUUCAAGAGCUCUCGGCACGGGACUUGCAGCUAACCACAGCUCUGAAUUCCGACUAUCUCCUCACGCUGCCGAUCGACAUCGAUUGGAAGAGCACGUCGUCAGCCAACGUUAUAAUCUUCAGGCGCGGCUACGCAACUGAGAAACAGGAAGGCUUUCUCUUUGGUGCAAAGCUGGACUACUUGCAAUCGUGGAUUCUUCGCAGGGUUUUCUAUCUCUUUGCACGGCCAUUGCUCGGGAAAAUGAAGGUGGAGAAUACAUGGACGGAAGCGCUGCGAAAGUGGCUUGAGGAGCCUUUGGCCCCCGACGAGUUGUUCGAAUACCAGGGACACAACUUACCAAUGUGGGCCGCGGCACAGCGAGCUGUUCCACGAUACGAAGCUGUUUUAUCAUCUGCUGGCUCUCGUGGCAAGUUGAUCCGGAGAUUUCUUACGUGGAUGCGAAUUCUACCGCCGGAGAAGACCGAGGUGACUAAUCUCUUCCCCGAAUCGUCACCAACAAAGGAACCAUCGCUAAGGCCAAGUUAUCUAAACAGGGUUUCCAUGGGAGACAUACUGCUUCCUGCUCUGGAAUCCAAGCUGAGAAGCAGCGUUUGGGAAAAGCUGAAAAACGUUUUCUCGGUUUUUCUCACAAAAUCAAGCUUGGAGGAACCGGCUUUCAAAGAGCUUGUUGUGAUGCACGAAAGAGCUCCAGUACACGUUGGCGUGGAUCCAUCAGAUCAUUUGAGGCUCGAGCUGAACACUUACAACAACAUUCCUGUUCCCGAUCUCAAGGUUGUGUUUCCAAACAAGAAGCUGAGCUUUAGACUGCUUGACACAGUUCGUUUGGAUCUUACAACAAUUGCCGGGCUUCUUGCUUUUCUUGUGAAUUACAGAUUCGAUGACCUCUUAAGUUCCCCGUCCGCAUUUAUCCUUGACAUUGUCGCAACGGUGUCGCUGCUGGUUUUCGUCACCAGAGUGUCCCUCGGUUACAAGCAAACUUGGGACAGAUACCAGCUUCUAGUGAGUAAGAGACUCAACGAGAAAACUCUUGCCAGUGGUUUCGGAGUCGUGCAUUUCCUCAUCGAUGCUUCGGAAGAGCAACAGUUUAAGCAAGCGGUUUUGCUGUAUGGAUUGCUGCUUCACAGCCGUCUCAGACACGAAGAUACAAAUCUGGAUCACGUUGGAUCGAUUUGCGAACAGUACGUCAAUGACAGAUUUAAACAACAGAUUGAAAUGCCUGUCAAGGAAGCCGUGGAAACACUCUCUCGACUAGGAGUGAUCACGGUGCUUCCGAAAGAGGGCAAGAUUUUGAUCCAAACAGUUCCUCACGAAGAGGCGAUUGGAUCGCUCCGGAAGAGAUGGCAAAAUCUCCUCACAGGCGAUCACAAGAUUUGGCAUUCGUGAGAGACGACGCGCGCGAAAAUUUGAAUGCGCAUAUUCGACAGGCAUAUACUUAGCGUGGGUCUAGAAUCUUCUAGACGAGCCCCGUUUAAAACCCCAGGGUUUUU
Messenger RNA from Selaginella moellendorffii, 2766 nucleotides. RefSeq lists its product as uncharacterized. The coding region runs from base 746 to 2662 and encodes 638 amino acids. Lineage: Eukaryota; Viridiplantae; Streptophyta; Lycopodiopsida; Selaginellales; Selaginellaceae. The transcript is spliced from 17 exons. The record is from RefSeq and is a predicted model, not a curated record.